Messenger RNA from Triticum dicoccoides, 1397 nucleotides. RefSeq lists its product as uncharacterized. NCBI's taxonomy places the organism in Eukaryota, Viridiplantae, Streptophyta, Magnoliopsida, Poales, Poaceae. The record is from RefSeq and is a predicted model, not a curated record. The transcript is spliced from 2 exons. Bases 110 to 1282 code for a protein of 390 amino acids.
CGUACUUGUCUCUCGGCAAAAUAUGUACCUCGUGCAAACGAUCGGGUAGGUUAUGUGGACUUAACUUGUACGUACUGUAAUAGAAUAUCGUUGAGUUUGUGAAGCUAAUAUGUUUUUUAUUGCAUUUGUGCAGCUAAUAUGUUUUUUAUUGCAUUUGUGCAGCGAAAGGAUGAGGCGAUCAGGAGGCCCACCCAGCAUUGGAGGCAUCGGGGAGAACUCGACCCGACCAGCAAAUCUGUUUGGCCACCUCCUCACCCAUGCUCCGGCUACUAUAGGAGCGCGGACAAGUAGCCGAGUCCCUCCAAGUGCAACCUUUGCCCAUCUCGGUCCUUUCGGAGGUGGCCCGUCGCGUGUUCGUUUUCCGGCCACGGGUGUCUCGCCCGUCCAGAGCUCCCAGCUUGUCGCCCCCCUCACCGGCCAUGCCAUGCCUGUGCAAAGCAAUAACGCCAUAACUCCUAAUCUGCUUCGGAGGAACGGUGUUUCAGCGUCUUCGGCUAUGCUACCUCGGAGGAAUGGUGUUUCCGAGUCUUCGGAUAUGCUGGCUCGGAACCACCAUGCCCCGAGCAACGGCAUCAACACCGAAGUGUCGGUGCAGAUUCAUCCCAACUACUACCCCGACUCCAUUUUGGUGAAUCGUCCUUCUGUGCCACGUCAACCUCCAUGCACUUGCACAAGCCGCUCAUUUUCACAGUUUCUGGCACAACCACGACAGGAGAUGCCUAUACAGUUCCGCAUGGAGCAUGGUGUCCCUAGUGGCCCCAUUUCGGUGGCUUCCAAUCCUCUUACCACUUUGUCGAUGCUAGGAGCGUCGGGAUCAAGUCGAGCACAGAUUGUCGGGCUACUCAACAGCGUCCACCCUGCUCGUCGUGGCGCACUUACACAAGAAGCGGGCAACAUAUUUGUGCAGCAGAGAGAGCCGAUUGGUCGCAAUGAUGAGCUAAUGGGCUUCGGCGGGGGUCUCCUCCAUGGGCAUGCGCUUCUUGCGGGCACUGAAUCCGUGCAGCGUACGGUGCUGAUGGGCACCAACGUCGGUCUCUACCAUGGGCAUACGCCUCUUGGAGGCCCCAGAUCCGUGCCAUGCAGACAGCCUACGGGUCUCUUUGCUAGCACGACAAGGGGCGGCGACCAAGCGACCGCGGUAGCGACAAACGAUCCCAUGGCGUGGCGCCUGGCUAGGAUGAUAAGAAUUAGAGAAACUAUGACCAGAGCCCGCACAGACAUCCUCGCAGCUGCUCGUGGUCGUGGGAGGCAAGGUGGUGCAAACCAAGAGAUGUCCGACUAGACCAAUUAGCGAAGAAUAUGAACCUUGCCGGUCGGCGCCUAUCUUCCAUCAGCGUGAAGAAUAAAUCUUAGAUCUGUUUUACUCUAUUGAAAUUGUAUUUUGAAUAAAUGGUCAC